This is a messenger RNA of Priapulus caudatus, 839 nucleotides long. RefSeq lists its product as uncharacterized. The transcript is spliced from 6 exons. Bases 12 to 839 code for a protein of 275 amino acids. The record is from RefSeq and is a predicted model, not a curated record. Lineage: Eukaryota; Metazoa; Priapulida; Priapulimorpha; Priapulimorphida; Priapulidae.
GCUCUCAAUCGAUGUCUCUACCAGCUGAAGGUGUAGAAAGUAUCGCUACAAGUAGUACAAGUGAAGCACAACCUUGUACACCAAAAUUUGCAGAAAGUACUCCGACCAGGACAGAUCAGGAUGCCACUCUUGUGAAAUGGACACCAAUGUCGCCCAUUCAAAAACUUGUGGCACAGGAGAAGGGUCUGUCUCCCAACAUACGGCAAGCUUUGUGGAAGGAUACUCUUGACAGUCGCACACCGUUCCUAUCACAAGCAGAAGCGUCUAAGAAGUUGGCAGAUGUAGAAAAGGUAAUAAAUCAGAGUCAGAUUGAAGAUGACAUGUUUGGUGUGAAUCACCAUGAGGACUCGCCUGCAGAAUCUGGUAGCGAAGACGCUGACCCGAACUACAUGCCAACAUCACCCCAAGUACUGUGGAGUGAUGCACUCUACAAAGAAAACCCUGAAAUGGUCAUUGAGGAGGCAAAAUACAUAUGCUUUAAGGAGCCAAUCAAUUUUCUCCUCAAGGAACUUUAUGGAGAACACUGCGAAGUGUGUAGCAGAGCUCUGGAGUAUCGCUUCGUGACCAAAGGUUCUGCUCUGCUCGUCUUCUGGACCUGUUCUAAAGAUAGCAGACAUGUUAAUGGCAGGUGGUGUUCCCAACCACGAAUCCAUGGCAUGUAUGCUGCCAAUCUGCUCAUACCGGCAUGCAUACCUCUGACUGGUUCGCUGUUCGUCAAGCUGGACAGAUUUCUCCAAAUGUUGAACUGCAGCUUCGUGGGAAAGAGUUCACAUCACAGAGUUCAGCGCAUCUAUGUGCAUGAAGCACAUUUUGGCAAGAAAUGGUUAAAUGGGAAUUAA